GGACCCGGCAUACUAAAGGUGGGCAGGGAUUUUCCAGUACACUAGGAAACCGGAAACAAGCGGCGGGAUGCGUAUAUAAGGCAGCAGCAACCCGUUCACAUUCAGUAAGCCAGUAGCAUCCGAGACAGAAACAGUGCACAGUCAAGUUUCCGGGUCAUCGUCCGCAUCAAGCCAGUGUUCCCUGUACUCUACACGAGGACUCCGACAGACACAAAAAUGGUCAUCUCAGAAGCCUACUUUGGAACUUCCUAUUCUCUGGAGUACCCACAUGAUCUCAUCCAUGACUCCAUCACUACCCGCGUCAGACGGUCGGUGAGGAGUGAGGCGCCGAGGACGGUCAGCUACUCCUCACAGGUCAACAAGAAGAUCAAGGUCAAGGGAGACACGGCCGACUACCUGCAGGUCUCUCCUGCCAAUGACCUUAUCGUUGGGCCUCAGAGUCAGCAAUCCGCUGCAGCGUGUUUCCAGCUACACACGUUUGACGUGCUGACGCCGUACCCUGAAGGUGGGCAGGUGGUGGUGUUCCAGACCCAUGAUGGUAGCCACUUCCUCCACGGUGAUGCCUCCGGCAGCCUCUCCCUCAGGCAAGGAUCGAGCGAGGACCUGCAGGAGGUCACAAGCACAGAUGACAGGUUCUUCCUCCUGUACAACGAUGCUGGGGACCGCUACUCCAAGAUCAAGCACAUACACACAGGACUGUUUCUGUCAGCAACAUACGAUUCUGUGUCUCUGGUCAGUCACUCGGGCGGCUUCUCUGAUCACAUGUUGUUCGAAAGUUUCCAGUGCAGUCACUCCUGAGGCGUCCUACGUCAGCUGCUGACACAUGGCAGACUGUCAGUCCUGAAGCACCCAACGUCAGCUCUUGACAGUGGCAAACAGUCGAUCUCCUGCCUGAUGAAUACUCAUGACAGUUACUGUCAAUAUAUAAAAUAAUUGAACUACAUAUGCACAACAUUUUAAAAUACGCUUAACACAAUAGUGUAUAUUUUGUAAUUUAUUUGUUUAAAUUAUUAUUAAAAAAUUAUAUAUUUAAGAAUUAUAUAAUUAUAGUGUGUCGUCGAGGCGCUGGAUGUCUCAGAUCUUCACAAUAUUCUAUAAUUUAAUUUCAUAUUUUAUGAUAAUAAAUAAUUUUUUAUAUGA
This is a messenger RNA of Procambarus clarkii (red swamp crayfish), 1140 nucleotides long. Lineage: Eukaryota; Metazoa; Arthropoda; Malacostraca; Decapoda; Cambaridae. The record is from RefSeq and is a predicted model, not a curated record.